Suillus subalutaceus is the source of this 1599-nucleotide messenger RNA. RefSeq lists its product as uncharacterized. Lineage: Eukaryota; Fungi; Basidiomycota; Agaricomycetes; Boletales; Suillaceae. The record is from RefSeq and is a predicted model, not a curated record. The transcript has 5 exons. The coding region runs from base 1 to 1599 and encodes 532 amino acids.
AUGCACGAAAGCAUCCCAAACACCUUCAUCCCAUUCCUAGGAUAUCCUCCAGAAAUCAGCUACGGAGUUCCAGACCCGACACACAUCCCAAUACGUUCCUCUCGCAUUGGUCCGCAGCAGUUGUUGAAGAACCUAGGGCACGUUGGAGUAGGGGACCCCCAGGCAGGGGGCGGGAGUAGAGGAGAGUUUGGCGGUCCAAGCUGCCUAAAAGAAAGGAAUUACCACCUAGAGGACCAGGAGGCAAGUUCAUACCCAAGCCUCUCUCAGGACACCGAAAACUCCAGUAGCACGUUCACAUCAACUGCUUCGUCGCCUCUCGACACGCUGGAGACUAACAAACGGCAACUUACGCCAGACGAAGAGGAACCGGAGAAUCGUGAAGUCUCGGAUCAAGAAGUUAAUGAGGAUUUAAGAGAAGAUGAUGAAGAGUCGUUACCUGACGCACCAAAAGCAAACACCAUACUCCUCCCAGCCUUCCAGUGGGACACAGAUGUCCACCGUCUAUCCCUAGAGAACCAAGCACUCGAGCUGUUCCAUCAUCAGCUAACUCUCCACCCUUGUUCCAUGGACGCGACGACGAAAACUCAGCUAACUUCAUACAAAGUCUUGAAGUGUACAUCGCUGUCAACCAUAUCUCAGGAUGAAGUGAUAAUGAUCCUGCUGCUGGGCACGUUCAUAUCAGCAGGCUCAGACGCAGAUGUAUGGUGGACGGGCCUAGGAGCAGCACACAAAGCCACGUGGGUGCAAGCCAAAGUAGCAUUCUUGACGAAGUGGCCGGCGAUAGUUGUCGCAGGGAAGACACAGAGGGAGUAUCAGAAAGACUUGCUAGAGCUGCGAUUCAAGGAAGAAGAAGUCGGAGAACGAGUCACUGGUAGCAGGGAUCACAACAUGGGCGCAUAUCUAGUUCUACAACAAGCUAAAAUGCUUGUGAAGGACACAGGAGUAGAAAAUGUACCCAUUCUAAUCCAACCAGUCGACUGGGACGCCUUCCUAAACAAAAUCAAGAACAUCAAUAUCAAUACCCUACAAGAGAAAGCAAAGAGAGUCAAGGAGAGGAAGGAGAUGGAGAGAGCUCAGAAUGCAUGCAUCAUGCGGUUGGAAAGUCGACAAGAUCCUAUCGAGGUGUUAUGCCUACAGAUGCAGCAGACAACGAUUGGAUCUAACACGUUGACCCCAAAAGCAGCAGUGCCUCCAAGGACCAUGGGGAACACACCUCCCAGUGCCAUGACGCUGCAAAGAGCAGUACAUUACAUGGCAGCUAACCAAUCGACAACCAAUCAGUACCCUAGAGGACAACCUCCCAUGCAAGAAGAGAAGGGCGCACUACGCACCUACGUCAAUGAGCUACAACACCACAUAGACACGGAUACGGGGCAUACGGCAUAUGGGGAACAGUUAAGGCAGUGGACGGCAAAGUGGGGAGAAGGAGCAAGGUGCACAGAGAAAACACCAUUCCCACUAACCCCAGGAACAGCACAAAUAUGCUCUGGUGAAUGCUUUAGAUGUGGGGUGCAUGGAUACAUCAGACCAAGAUGCCCUAUCCCAACAGACGCUCAACUCCCGAAGAAUGAAAGCAUAUGGCGCAGCAACUGCACAUGA